Poecilia reticulata (guppy) is the source of this 3362-nucleotide messenger RNA. RefSeq names its product yippee-like 5 (gene ypel5). The record is from RefSeq and is a predicted model, not a curated record. NCBI's taxonomy places the organism in Eukaryota, Metazoa, Chordata, Actinopteri, Cyprinodontiformes, Poeciliidae.
ACUGAGCCAAGCUGAAAUAUUCGUUUGUUGUUGUUUUUUCUGCUCCUAGCCUGUUGUCGCUGUUAGCUCAGCGGUUAGCCUGAUGUUUGCUUCCACUGACUUUCUCUCCGUCUAAAAUGUUUUGGAAACCUCUGUGCUGCGAGGCGUGAAAUCUCACAGAAAAACAAGUAACGCGUUUAUCUUCUGUAAGUUCGUCGAAAUGUCUUCUUCUGAACAGCAGUGCUCAUUCAAGAGGUUUUAUUUUAGGCAUUUUAACAAGAACGUGUAAUGUCUGAACGGUUAUUUGCGGCCAACCUUAUUCAUGUCGAGCUUAUCAGGAACAUAGAGCUCAGCUUAAGAAAAAUGAAAAUGGGACGCAUCUUCCUGGAUCAUAUUGGCGGGACGCGCCUCUUCUCUUGCGCCAACUGUGACACCAUCCUGACGAAUCGGUCCGAACUCAUCUCCACUCGCUUCACUGGAGCCACAGGCAGAGCUUUCCUCUUCAACAAGGUGGUGAACCUCCAGUACAGCGAAGUGCAGGACAGAGUGAUGCUCACUGGCAGGCACAUGGUGCGGGACGUCAGCUGCAAGAACUGCAACAGCAAGCUGGGCUGGAUCUACGAGUUUGCCACCGAGGACAGCCAGCGGUACAAAGAGGGCCGCGUCAUCCUGGAGAGGGCGCUGGUGAGGGAGAGCGAAGGCUUCGAGGAGCACGUCCCCUCGGACAACUCCUGAGUUCCCGGACCCGCUGGCGCCCUCCCGCUCCGCUCCUGCCUCCCCUCAACGCUGCACAUCAUCACCUGCACAGUCAGGUGGGGGGAGGUUUUGGCUUCAGCUUCCCUCUCCUUCCCCGACCUUUGACCUCUAGCGAUUUUUAAAAAAAAAAGAUAAAUAAAUAAAUCGUGUGCUGGAUAGGCAGCCCCCUCCAACCCCCCAAAACUAUUCCCAAAGUCCCUCACCACAGCUGUAACGAGGUGUCCCUUCACUCACCCGCAUAAGCAUGAUCACUGAGUUUACAUCCGACACACUUUGACGCUAACUGAGUUCAUGGAGGAAACAUGGACAUGCCUGAGCUGUUUCUGUUUAUGGAAUUCAGAGAGAGCCGACUCUCUUUGCAGAGCGUUGUAAUAUGAGCCUCUACUUCUAAUUUUUGUGAUAUUUGUGCUCCCGUGUUGUGUUGUGUUGUGUUGUGUUGUGGGACCAUCACUUCUUCACACCGAAUGCAUUCAAGACACCAACAUGGCUGUUUAUUCUCCGUCGGUUAAUUAUUAUUUUUUUCUUCUUAGCUUCUGGCUUAACGGACGUAGUGGUGUUCUAAAAAUCUCCGUUCUCAUACAAGCGAUACAGUGAGGACCGCACAGAAUGAUGUCAUAUUUGAAUAUUCUUUGUGCUCAACAGUGAUUCAGCUCCUGCUUCGAUAGUGUACAUACGAUUUGAUUGAUGCGACCUACAGCUUCUGCUCAUGAUGUGAAAGUGGUGGCGUUGUAGUUGUUACCGUGGAUGCUGGGCCUGCCUGUGUGCCGUGUGAAGAGCAAAGUGUCACUGUGACAUCCUUCUUGUUUAGAAGUCCUUGUUUAUAAGAUGACGAGUGCUAUCUGAAAGUAGCUGUGACUCCGAGCUCAACGCAGAAUAUUAGGGUUUGCCGUUUUAAACACGAGCUCUCUGCUGAUGCUGCCCUCAGCAUGAUGACCCACUCUUUAUAUAACCUACAGCUUGGGGCAUAUUUUUGUCAUCAGAUGACUUGUUUUAUAAAAACCAAAAGCCAGGCGAGCUUUAAUGGGGUACUUAGCCCUUAAUUUUGGACUCUGUUUUUAUAAUCAAAUUGUAUGGAAACUUUUUUUUUUUUAUGACAUGUGAUGUUAACGUUAGAGUUUUUUGGGGUGCAGUUUGAUACGGUGCUGGUUAGAAGUUUACAUAAGGCUCUUCAUCAUCAUCACAUCAUGUCAUAAGUUUGGACGUAUUUAGUCAGUAGAUUUUAACAACUAUUUGGUGCACAAGUUUGAAAUUAUUGCUGUUUUUUUUCUGAUUUACAAAGGUUCAGAACUAUACAUUUAGGCUCAGAUAUAUAUACAUCCUCUUCCCACACAUCUCCCCCUGUACUAUUUGGUUAAAUUCCUUUCGAGAGUUCCAACACAAAGCCAUGUUUUGGAGCCACUGACCUGAAAAUGAUAGAGCAAGUUUAAGCUUUUAAAUUCAGAUUGUUGAGGACAACUUGCUUCUCGUUUUCAGAACCUUGCUCGUGUCCUGCUUUAUCCAUUCCAGGCUGUAUGUGUGUUUGGGACAGAAGACGGAAGGAGAUUGGCUACAAAGUUCACAGAUAUAAUGACAUGAAAUUGCGAUAUCACUGAAUAACGCUAGGACUUUUCACUCUUCUCUUUGUUUACCGUCAUCAUGGCGACCAGUCACAAAGAACCUGAUCAGAAAUGAAAAUAAAAGACAGGAAACAAACAUCCAUCGUCAAAUUUCCUUUUGGUAAACCGAGUUUCAGUGCCUGCCACCACAAACAUAAUGGCAUCCAAGCAGUCCUUUGCAGUUGUGUGAUAUUGUGCAUACUGCACAAUGGUGGUGGUGGUGGUGGCGUUGCCAGUAGUACCAGUGCAUUGCAAGGUGGAUGGAAUAAUGAAGACAGGACUCGCUUCAACAUCUACACCUUCACCAGACGCCAACAGGCUGAAACUUGGACAAUGAUCCCAAACACACACAUUAAAACUGGGUUAGUAAUGAAUAAUGCAGACCAAAAUUAAACUUCUUAUAUGUGACCCAUGCCUCGAAACUUUUGAGAACGUGUGGAUGAUGCUAAAAAAAAAAAGUCAGGCGUAUGCCGAGAAACCAACCAGUUGAAAUAAAAUCAACCAAUUCCAAUUGUGCCAGAGGCAUGCGAUUUAGGUACAACUUACUAAAUGACGUCGAACCAAAAGUCGAUGGUGAUGUAUGUAUAGUUUAGAGAGAAAAUCAAGAGUACGCUGUGUUAAUUAAAAUAAUCAUUGAAGUUGUAUGGUCAUUCCACCCUGAAAUACAGACAGCACCAUUUGAUGCCCUAAAUGAAUAUUCAUGGGCUUGUGUAAACUUGUGACUGACUCUGUUUUUAUGAAUGUAUGUAAGUUGUUACCAAAAGGGCCAAACCUUCAAUAGAUAGAUCCUUAAAAGUUUCGUUGGUCACACAAUGGAUUAUUUCUGCAUGCAGAGUAGUAAUAGUAAUAAUAUAUAGUAUUCUGUUGUUCAGCUUUUGCAUUUUAGUCAAGACAAAUUGAUUUAUCUGCUUUGUAUUAUAAGUUCUUUUGUGAUAAUAUUUUUUUUGAAUUAAAAGAUUAUUGUUUUUUUUGCUGUGGCUAUGAUCAGAUUUUCUCUAAUGUGAUUUCUAAAUAAAUUUGUGGUCUUGUUGA